Molecule: messenger RNA, 216 nt
Organism: Danaus chrysippus (African queen)
Lineage: Eukaryota; Metazoa; Arthropoda; Insecta; Lepidoptera; Nymphalidae
Source: the annotation of a GenBank genome assembly
AUGAUUCGAAGACCUUUAACAGAAAUAACCCUUAAACUUGAAGAUUUACAAGAAUAUGAAACCUAUAGAAGAGAACAAGCUAAUAAUUCUGCCAUAAGUAAUGAAAUGCAAGAAGAUACUCCUAGAUCUUUAGCUGGUGGGACAAAAACAAUUGAGGAAAUACACAAUAGAAUCGGUUACGCUCCAAAAAAGAAGCAAGGCCCCAGUACUGUAUAA